AUGAUAUUCGACUGGAUUCGUGGCAAUCGCCCUCCGACAGAUUGCACGCGUAAGCAAACACCCGCCCCACGUACUAAGUCAAGCCAUGCGUUCUCCAGUGUCGACGCGCUGGAAUCACGCAUCGCUCUGUCAUCCACGGUUGUUGAACUGCCGGACAGCCCUGCGAUCGCGGAUGCGCCCGGUGGCGUCACUCAGACGCCUGCCGGCUCCGACGAUCCUGCCACCGCAGAUUCCAGCAGUGCCACAGCGUCCGUCGUCGGUCGCCAUCUGUUCUACAACAACUCCCGCUUCGACGAUCCGGCCACACUGACCGGUGACGCCGGCAUUAAUGCCAACGACGAUGCCGCCAUCGCCACCGACAAGACCGCCCUGAUGCCCGGCGUCAUGGGGUCCUUCGAGAACUACACCGGCUACAGCCGCGGUAUCAACGGCAUCAUGGUGGACAUCGCCCGGCCCGCCGGUCCGCUCACCGCUGCCGAUUUCGAAUUCAAGGUGGGCAACAAUAACGCCCCCGAUACCUGGGAAGCUGCUCCGCCGAUCAGUGGUUUCGACGUGCGUGAGGGAGCCGGUGAAAACGGAUCGGAUCGUGUCACCAUCACCUGGGAAGACAACACCAUCCGCAAUCAGUGGCUGCAGGUCACUGUUCUGGCCAAUGAGAAUACCGGUCUCAGCACCGCCGAUGUGCACUACUGGGGCAACCAGAUCGGCGAAACCGGCAACGAUGCCACCACCACCGUUGACGGAGCCGACACCGGCGCUGUCGUGAACAACGCCUCGGCCUUCAGUUCGGUCGAUGUAGCCAGUCCGUACGACCUGAACAAAAGCGGUUUCGUCGAUGGUGCUGACACCGGCAUUGUUGUCAACAGUGCCACCGGCUUCGGAUCACUCACGCUGUUUGCCGCGCCCGUCCCGGUGUCACUCGACGGCCAGCCGGCUCCCGGAAGUUCACUGAUCGGAGUCGACCUGGGAGGACAAAACACACCGACCAACUGGAAUUCCUUCAACGGCACUUCCGACACCACCAUCAGUAACCUGAUCGACGAAACAGGCUACGACAUCGGGGCGACUCACACGGUGACCAUCACCGGUGCAAGUACCCUCAACUUCAGCCAGAACUUCAACGCCAACGAAACAUACAUCAACGACGAACUGGGCGACUCCACCCGCGACCUGUCCAGCUACGCCGAAUUAAUGGCCGCCGAUGGCAGCGGACAGAUUAUCGUUCAGGUCGUUGGACCGCCGCCCGGUGGACUGGGUGUCAUGGCGCUGGCCCUUCGUACAGCGGCUCCCGCCACGCACGACUUUGGGGACGCCGCCAGUGCAGCUCAGUCCGGUUUCGCCGCUUCUUACCCAGUCACGCUGGCUCAGGACGGAGCUCGCCACCUCGACGCCGGGCCACAGCUGGGUGCCAACCGUGAUAUCGAAUCUGACGGGUUUCAGUCCGUCGGAGCCGAUUCCGAUGACAACGCCGGAGUCCCGGACGAUGAAGACGGCAUCACCUUCGCCUCCAGCACCAUCCUCGUGUCCACCGCCGGCCCCACGACCGGCAGCGUGGAUGUCAGCCUGGUCAAUGCCGAUCCCACCUCCAAUCGCCUGGAUGCCUGGAUCGACUGGAAUCGAGACGGCGACUGGAAUGACGCCGGCGAGCAGAUCUUUACCGAUUUCGACCUGGGCACUUCGGACGGCGUGCAGUCGCUCAACUUCGCCAUUCCUCACGACACCGGAACGAAUGUCGAAGAAGGAGACACCUACGCACGUUUCCGCCUGAGCACCACCGGAGGACUGGGUGUCACCGGCGAAGCGACCGACGGAGAAGUCGAAGACUACCUGAUCACCAUUGAUUCCUUUUCACCAUUCGAUCCACCCGUGCUGUCGCAGUUGAACGGUACCUACGGGUUCAGGCUGGAUGGAGAAGAGGCCAGUGACUUCUCCGGAUUCGUCAGCAGCAGCGCAGGCGAUAUCAAUGGGGACGGCUUCGAUGACAUCAUCGUCGGAGCCCGCUCCGCGAAUCCUGGCGGGACCACCGACGCCGGAACGACGUACAUUGUGUUCGGAAAGUCGAGCGGAUUCACCACACCGUUCGACCUCUCCUCCGUGGACGGUACCAACGGGUUCAGGCUUGAUGGAGUCAAUGCAGAGGACUCCACGGCCUGGACUGUCAACGGAGCCGGCGACAUCAACAACGACGGCUUCGACGACAUCAUCAUUGGUUCGCGCUUUGGCGAUGCCGCAGCCGGCUUCAGUUCCGCCAUUGACCUCACAGCCCUCAACGGCAGCACGGGUUUCCGCAUCGAUGAAGUGGCCAGUGGCGAUGAACUCGGAUUUUUCCAUGCGGCCAGUACCGCCGGCGACUUCAACGCCGAUGGAUUCGACGACAUCCUGCUGGGCGCCCGAAAAGCGGCCAACAGCGGAGCUGGCUCGGGAUCCGCGUACAUCCUGUAUGGAGCUGGCAGUUUUGCCUCGGCCAUCGAUCUCUCCAGCCUCAACGGCAGCAACGGCUUCCGCAUCGAUGCCGAAGCGGCCGGAGAUGAACUUGGGCUAACCGUCAACAAUGUCGGAGAUGUCAAUGCCGACGGAUUCGACGACGUGGUCCUCGGAGCACGACUGGCCAGCCCGGGGGGCAGUGCUUUUGCAGGAGCCAGCUAUGUGGUCUUUGGGGCCUCCAGCGGAUUCGGGGCCACCUUUGGCCUGACAGGUCUCAAUGGGACCAACGGCUUCCGGAUUGACGGAGCCACCGCGGGCGAUCAAAUCGGACUGCACGUCAAUGGAGCGGGCGACGUCAACGCCGAUGGCUUUGAUGACAUCGCUGUGGCGACCAGAAUUGGCGAUCCGGCCAGCGGAGCUGAUGCAGGAAUCGCGUACGUCGUGUUCGGAGCCGCCGGGGGAUUCAGCGCCUCGCUCAGCGUUGGCAGUCUGACAUCGACCACCGGAUUUCAGAUCGACGGGGAAAACGCGGGUGACCAUCUUGGGCGUUCCAUUGGCAGCGUUGGCGACGUCGAUGGUGACGGCUUCGACGACCUGCUGAUCGGAGCCGACAACGCAGAUCCGAACGGUGCUAACCUGGCCGGUUCGACCUAUGUCGUCUUUGGCAAGCUGUACAACAGCCGUCCGGACACGCAGGUGGGCGACUCCGCGGCCGACACACUCACCGCCACUCAGGGAGCGGGCGUCGAUGUGCUGAUCGGUGGCCUGAAUGACGAUAUUCUCAUCAGCGAUGGUGGAGCGGACGUACUUCGCGGUGGUGGAGGCGACGACGAUCUCAGCAUUCCCGACGUCACAUUCAGCAGCACUCGACGAGUUCAGGGCGGUGCCGGCACCGACACGCUGCUGCUCAACGGCAGUGGACUCACCCUGGAUCUGACCGCCAUCCCGGACAACCGCAUCACCGACAUCGAAGAAAUUGACAUCACCGGCACGGGAGCCAACACACUGACGCUGGAUGUUCAGGAAGUUCUCAACAUCAGCUCACACUCCAAUACGCUGGUGGUGCGGCGAGGGGUCCAGACCGACGGCUCACUCACCGCCAGCCUGUCUGUGACGACGCAAGGUGACGAAGACGGUCCCGUCAACAUCGUGUUCACGGUCACCCUGAACGCCCUCAACGACACUGGAUCGGCGAUCACCUUUGACCUGGACGAUCUGCUGACCGGAACCGCCACCUCCGGCACCGACUAUACCGCCAUUCCGGCCAACGCUCAGAUCAGCGUGGCCCAUGGAGCGACCACUGGAACUCUCUCCGUCACUGUGACAGACGACGCCCUCCUCGAAGGCACCGAAACGCUCGAUGCCCAGAUUUCCAAUUCCAGCGAUCCCGCGGUGACCAUCGGCACCGCCACCGCCACCGCAAACAUCGCGGACGACGAAACCGCCACGGCCGAUCUGUCAGUCACCACGCACGGUGACGAAGCCGGUCCGGUCAACAUCGUGUUUACGGUCACGCUGAGCGAAAUCAAUAACACGGGUUCGGCCAUUACGUUUGAUCUGGAUGACCUCGGCAGCGGCUCCGCCACCUCCGGCACCGACUACACGGCCAUUCCGGCCAAUGCUCAAAUCAGCGUGGCCGAUGGAGCCACCACCGGCACGCUCACGGUUGUCGUGACCGACGACGCUUUGCUGGAAGCCACGGAGACUCUGGCGGCUCAGAUUUCCAAUUCCAGUGAACCCUCCGUCAGCAUCGGCACAGUAUCAGCCACCGCCAACAUUACCGACAAUGACACCGCCACCGCCGACCUGUCCGUGACCACGCAGGGGAACGAAGCCGGUCCGGUCAACAUCGUGUUCACGGUGACGCUGAGCAAGGUCAACAACACCGGCUCCGCGAUCACCUUUGACCUGGACGACCUCGGCAGCGGCUCCGCCACAUCCGGCACCGACUACACGGCCAUCCCGGCCAACGCUCAGAUCAGUGUGGCUGACGGAGCCACCACAGGAACACUGUCCGUCACCGUCACCGACGACAGCCUGCUGGAAGGACCAGUCAACAUCGUCUACACCGUGACGCUGAGCCGAGUGAACAACACCGGAUCGGCCAUCACCUUCGAUCUGGACGACCUGGGAUCCGGAUCCGCCACGUCCGGGACCGACUACACGGCCAUCCCGGCCAAUGCUCAAAUCAGCGUGGCCGAUGGAGCCACCACGGGCACGCUCACGGUUGUUGUGAGCGACGAUGCCCUGCUGGAAGGCACCGAAACGGUGAUCGCCCAGAUCUCCAAUGCCAGCGAUCCCGCCGUCACCAUCGGAACAUCUUCGGCCACGGCCAAUAUCACCGACGACGAAACGGCCACCGCAGAUCUGUCGGUCACCACUCAGGGCAACGAGGCGGGCCCGGUCAACAUCGUGUACACUGUGACGCUGAGCCGAGUCAACAACACCGGAUCAGCCAUCACCUUUGAUCUGGAUGAUCUCGGCAGCGGAACAGCCGCGUCCGGUUCUGACUACACCGCCAUUCCGGCCAACGCGCAGAUCAGCGUGGCCGAUGGAGCCACCACAGGAACACUGACCGUCACCGUCACCGACGACAGUCUGCUGGAAUCAACCGAAACGGUCGUCGCGCAGAUUUCCAACUCCAGCAGUUCAUCUGUCAGCAUCGUCACACUAAGCAAGGUCAACGAUACCGGAUCAGCCAUCACCUUUGACCUGGACGACCUCGGCACCGGCACCGCGACCUCGGGCGACGACUACACCGCCAUCCCGGCCAACGCGCAGAUCAGCGUGGCCAACGGCGCCAGCACCGGCACGCUCACCGUCAACGUGACCGACGAUGCGGAAACGGAAGCUCUGGAAACGCUCAUCGCGCAGAUUUCCAACUCCAGCAACCCUGCGGUCACCAUCAACACUGAUACCGCCACCGCCAAUAUCACCGACAACGACGCCACAUCCGCGGAUCUGUCGGUCACCACGCACGGUGACGAGUUCGGUCCGACGGACAUCGAAUUCACCGUGACGCUCAGUCGAGUCAACAACACAGGAUCAGCGAUCACGUUCGACCUGGACGAUCUCGGCACCGGCUCCGCCACGUCCGGCUCCGACUACACGGCCAUCCCGGCCAAUGCUCAGAUCAGCGUGGCCGAUGGAGCCACCACGGGAUCAUUGAUCGUCGCUGUCACUGACGACGCUCUGCUGGAAUCCACAGAAACACUGACCGCUGAGAUUUCCAACCCCAGCAAUCCACUGAUUUCCAUCAAUACAGCCAGUGCCACGGCAAACAUCACUGACGACGACACGGCCACCGCCGAUCUGUCCGUGACGACUCAGGGUGACGAAGCCGGGCCGGUGGACAUCGUGUUCACAGUCACGCUGAGCAAGGUCAACAACACCGGAUCGGCCAUCACCUUCGACCUGGACGAUCUCGAAUCCGGCACCGCCACCUCAGGAUCCGACUACACGGCCUUCCCGGCCAACGCGCAGAUUACCGUCGCUGACGGCAGCAGUACUGGCACACUCACUGUGACCGUGACCGACGAUGCUGUCCUCGAAACGACGGAAACAGUCACGGCGGAGAUCUCCAACUCCAGCGACCCGUCGGUCACGAUCGGCACAGCGUCUGCCACCGCCAACAUCACCGACAACGACACGGCGACCGCCGAGCUGUCGGUGACAACCCACGGUGACGAAGAUGGUCCGGUCGACAUCGUGUUCACGGUCACGCUCGACAAAGUCAACAACACCGGUUCGGCUAUCACCUUUGAUCUGGACGACCUGGGCACAGGAACGGCCACAUCCGGCGACGACUACACAGCGAUUCCGGCCAACGCACAGAUUACCAUUUCGAACAGUAGCAAUCCGGCCGUGACCAUCGGCACUGCCACGGCCACCGCGAACAUCGCCGACGACGAUGUCACCACAGCCGAUCUGUCGGUCACCACAGACGGCGACGAAACCGGCCCGGUGAACAUUGUCUUCACCGUGACGCUCAGCAAGACCAACAACAGCGGCUCCGCGAUCACGUUCGAUCUGGACGAUCUCGGCAGCGGGUCGGCCGCGUCGGGUUCCGACUACACGGCGAUUCCGGCCAAUGCCCAGAUCAGUGUGGCUGAUGGAGCCAGCACGGGAUCGCUCAUCGUUGCCGUCACCGACGACGCUCUGCUGGAAUCCACCGAAACGCUGGUCGCCCAGAUUUCCAACGUCAGUGAUCCGCUGAUUACGAUCGACACCGACACAGCGACCGCCAACAUCACCGACAACGACACGGCCACCGCCGACCUGUCGGUGACCACUCACGGUGACGAAGCCGGCCCGAUCGACAUCGCGUUCACGGUGACGCUCGACAAGGUCAACAACACCGGCUCGGCGAUCACCUUCGACCUGGACGACCUCGGCACCGGGUCCGCCAUAUCCGGCUCUGACUACACCGCCAUCCCGGCCAAUGCCCAGAUCAGCGUGGCCGACGGAGCCACCACCGGCACGCUCACGGUGACCGUCACCGACGACGCCCUGCUGGAAACCACAGAAACCGUCACGGCACAGAUCUCCAACUCCAGCGACCCAGCCGUCUCCAUCGGCACCGCGUCCGCCACGGCCAACAUCACCGACAACGACACCGCCACCGCGGACCUGUCCGUGACGAUGCACGGCGACGAAGACGGUCCGGUGGACAUUGAAUUCACGGUCACGCUGAGCAAAACAAACAACACGGGCGCCGCGAUCAAUUUCGACCUGGACGACCUGCUCACCGGCACGGCCACCUCCGGCGAUGACUACACGGCCAUACCAGCGAACGCUCAGAUCACAGUCGCCGAUGGCUCCAGCACCGGAACGUUCACCGUCGCCGUCACCGACGACGGCGACACCGAGUCACUGGAAACCCUGAUCGCCCAGAUCUCCAGUUCCAGCAACCCGGCGGUCACGAUCAACACGGCCUCCGCCACAGCCAACAUCGCUGACAACGAUGCCAGCACACUCAUCAUCAAUAUCGACCAGGACACCAUUCUGGAAGGCGUGACGAUCACCGCUACCGCGGCUGGCUUUCCCAGCGCCAACGAAACCAUCGAUGUAAUCGAUAACGAGACACCUGGCGGCGGAUCACUGAUUGGCAUCGAUUUCGGCGGCGGCACAGUUCCCACCAACUGGAACAGUUUCAAUGGCGUUUCCGGCGACACUCUCAGCAACCUGACGGACGAAGCGGGAGCGACAACCAAUACCGACGUGCAGAUCUUCUUCGCUGCGACAGCCACUACCCAGAGUUUCACGCCGGCUCCCAAUGAGCUGCCUCUGCACACACAGUCCCUCAGCGGCAUCGACGGUACGCUCGUCGACUUCUCUUCGGACAAUGACCUGUUUCUGACAUUCUCAGAUCUGUCCCCUGAGCAGAUUUACGAGAUCUAUAUCUUCGGUGGCCAUAACAUCGACACCAGCCAUUCGAUCACGAUUCCGGGUCAGAUCCUCCGCCAGAACUACGAUGCCAAUGAGCUGCUGAUAAAUGAUUCCAAAGGAGAUUCGAUCCGUGAGUUGUGGACGACCGCUGAGUUCGCCGCUGCCGAUGUGAGCGGCGAACUGUCCAUUGCGAUCCGUGGUUCAUACGUCAACGGAAUUGCCACCCUGGGUGUUUCCGCUGUCGCAAUCCGCGAAGCUGCCCCCGCACUGUACGACUUCGGAGACGCACCCGGGACGUUCUGGUACGGCUUUGAAUCACCCUAUCCGGUUUCCGAAGACGGAGCACGUCACCUCGAUUCGGGGCCGCGUCUUGGACUGGAACGCGACAUCGAAGUCUUUGGAGAGCACGGCAGGUAUGCCGAAACCGACGACGAAAAUGAUGUCGACGAUGAAGACGGUAUCGUGUUCGCCUCACCGUUCAUUGUCUCGCUGACUGACUCCGUAUCAACCGGAUCUGUUGACGUGCAUCUGACAAACGCCGACAGCACUUCUAAUCGGCUGGACGCCUGGAUCGACUGGAAUCGCGAUGGUGACUGGGACGACCCCGAUGAACAGAUCUUUACCGACUUCGAUCUGGGUACCUUUGAUGGGAUCCAGGCGCUCAACUUUGUCAUCCCUCAGGACACCGGCACCAACGUUGAGGAAGGCCUCUCGUACGCUCGAUUCCGAUUGAGCACGGCCGGAGGCCUUGCAACCACCGGUCCCGCCAGCGACGGAGAAGUUGAGGAUUACCAGAUUACCAUCGACACUGUUGAUCCGGCAGAUACGCAGAACCUGGCGCUGCUGGACGGAACCAACGGAUUUCGACUGGACGGCGAUUCCCUGAUGCACCCACAGGACUUUACAGGCGGGUUUCCGGCCGAGCUGCACCCGUCCGAUCUUAACGGCACCAAUGGAUUUCGCCUGGACGGUGCCAACUCAGUGAACCAACUGGGAUCCUCCGUGAGCAGCGCUGGCGACAUUAACGCCGACGGAUUCGACGACCUGCUGAUCGGAGCAAAAAAUACCGAAGUUGGCAACGAUGAUCACGUCGGUUCUGUCUAUGUGCUGUUCGGACACUCCGGCACUUCUGCCGCGGCCGUCAAUGUGUCGUCACUUGAUGGAACGAAUGGACUUCGUUUUGACGGAAUCGCGGACUCAGACACGACAGGAGUCGCCGUCAGCGGUGCCGGAGAUAUCAAUGCGGACGGAUUUGAUGACCUCAUGAUCGGGGCGUCCGGGGCGGAUCCGGUCACCAGCGGGGAAGGAUCCACCUACAUCAUCUUCGGCCGGUCCGGUGGCUUUGCGUCUGCGGUCAGCCUGUCCACUCUGAAUGGCACCAACGGUUUCAGGAUCGACGGAUUCAUCAGUUCCGGACAGUCCGGCCGUGCAGUCAGCAAUGCAGGUGAUGUCAAUGGUGACGGAUUCCAUGACAUAAUCAUUGGAGCACCACAAGCCAGCCUGACCACUCAGUUGUUUUCAUCCGGAGCGGCCUGGGUGGUCUUCGGAGCAGCCGCCGGAUUCACGCCGACAAUCCAACUAUCAUCUCUGGACGGAACAAAUGGCUUCCAGCUCAGCGGACCGGAGAGAUUUGCUGAUGCCGGCUGGUCGGUCGGCACCGCCGGAGACAUCAAUGGUGAUGGCUUCAGCGACGUAGUGAUUGGUGCCAUCGCCACAAGCCCUGUGGACGAUCGGGAAGGUACCGCGUUCACUGUUUUCGGCCGCUCUGGAGGCUUCUCGUCAGUCAUCCAGCUGUCCGCGCUGGACGGAUCUACCGGAUUCCGGCUGAACGGCACAACAACGUUUGACUCUGUUGGCGAAUCGGUGGGAGGAGGGGGCGAUGUCAAUGCCGACGGCUUCGACGACCUGAUCGUCGGAGCGACGGGCGCCUUCCCGUCCGCUGGCAGCACCUAUGUCAUCUUUGGCCGGACUGCCGCAUUUGCCAGUGUGUUGAGCGUCAGUGAUAUCAGUGGCAGUGUCGGAUUCCGGCUGGAUGGCCGAAUCACCCGUGAGGACAGUGGGAAAUCCGUCAGUCAUGCGGGCGACGUCAACGGCGAUGGUUUCGACGACAUCGCCAUUGGCGCUGAUUACGCCGAUCCUUUUGGCAACGCAAACUCCGGCUCCGGCUAUGUGGUCUUCGGCAGUAACCUCACCGGUGGAGUCGAAACACAGGUGGGAGAUGCCGCCGCCAACACACUCACCGCCACUCAGGGUGCCGGAGCCAUCGACAUUCUGGUGGGGGCUCAGGGUAACGACACGCUCAUCAGCGAUGGCGGUGCCGAUGUGCUCAGAGGCGCUCAAGGGGACGACAUCCUCAGCAUCCCUGAUACGGACUUCAGCAGCACUCGAAGAGUCCAGGGCGGCAACGGCUUCGACACGCUCGUGCUCGAUGGCAGCGGACUCACACUCGACCUCACCGUCAUUCCCGACAACCGCAUCGUCGACAUCGAAGCCGUUGAUCUCACCGGCAGCGGUACCAACACACUCAUCCUGACCGCUCGGGAAGUUCUGAAUCUCAGCACACACUCCAAUACGCUGCUGGUUCGAGGUACUGCGGGUGACGUCGUCAACAUCGAAGUCGGCUGGACGCAGCAGGCAGACGAGGUCAUAGGUCCCGACACCUUCCGGGUUUACACACAGGGAGCGGCGACACUCAAAGUUGAGUCCACGGUGUCCGUCAGUUUGCUGACACUCAACGGCAUCAGCGGCUUCCGACUCAACGGCACCAUCGCCAGCCUGGCCGGACACACGAUGAGUAAUGCCGGUGACAUCAAUGGCGAUGGCUUCGAUGAUCUGAUCGUGGGAGCAUGGGGUGCCAAUGCUGAUUCUUCCGGUGCCAACUUUGUGGUAUUCGGUCAGUCAG
Messenger RNA from Ostreobium quekettii, 10714 nucleotides. NCBI's taxonomy places the organism in Eukaryota, Viridiplantae, Chlorophyta, Ulvophyceae, Bryopsidales, Ostreobiaceae. The record is from the annotation of a GenBank genome assembly.